GUCAUGGGGCGGUACUCGAGUACCACAGUAAUAAGCGCGACUUGAUUUUUGUCCCCCGGAGAUAAGCCGCGAUGAUCACGCAAGAUUGGCGAGCACAGGCUGCAGACGUGCGGUGAGCAGAACCGAGAUGUCUGGGAAUGCCGGAAGAAUUCGUCUGGGGCCUGGGCGAAGGCCUGGGCGGGCGCAGUUGGGCGUGUCCGUGCCGCAAUGGACAAGCUGUUGGCGGCAUCUUGCAGCCAGCGAACGAGAUGGCAAUCUGUCUAGUGAUGUGCUAGCCAUGCAUGGGGGCCUGCAAGUAUCCAUGCAAUGGCGGUACCUCGUGCAGAAUUUGCUGCCCGAAGCAGUCAGGAAUAUGGGGCUCAUGGAACGCCACGAGCCAACCGCGCAUCGGUCGUCAGCGUGCGUGCAUGGAAUGACUUCGAGCCCUCAAGGCUGGAGCCUGUGCCCGCAUCCCCCAGAACCCAGCGCGCUGGGGAACAUGGGCCAGUUGGCUCCCUGUCAGGUCUCCGAACGAGCCGGCUUGGACCUUUUACCUUGCGCGCAUGGCCACCACGAGGAUGGCCCCGGACUUUUCCAACAAUUGACAACGCCUUGCGGGGAUCGACGACGGCCGAUGGCACAACCAGGGGCCGGGGUCUCGAUGCGCCAGUCCUUAUUCAAUCUCCCCUCCUGCAUUCUUUUUCUUCUCGGGCUCAGGUUGGACAAGCUAUGUGCCUUCCCGCAGCUCCUCCGUGAGAGGCUGAGUGGGGAUCUGUCUCAGAGGAUGGCGCCGUUUAUUCUCGACGAUGAUCAACAAAGCACGCAGGAUGCCCAAAACAGUCCCGCCAACCCCCAUCAUGCAGCCGAAGACGCCGUGGAGGUGACGAAGGCCGGCGAGGCGGCGCUGGUUGACCGCGUCGACGACAUAUCGGUAGCACUCGAGUGGAAGUUGCUGCUUCCUUUACUUGCGCCAGGGGCCGAGGACCCACAACCAGACGACAGGCGGCCUGUUGCUACGGCACGGUGCCGUGACAGCCAGAGGGCAUGGCUGGAGCAGGGCCACGAGUGCAUAGCUCAAACAAUCAGGGACACCGGUGAGCAGGCGGUCACCCUGCAUUCCCUCGUCAACCAAGGGGUCGAGGAGAAGGACUUCUGGGGCUCCGGCUGGGUGGUCAAGAAGGCGAAUUCGGCGGAGCCGCUGAGCGAGGAGAAGUCUCUUGAGGGUUAUCUCUGGGUCCCGGUCGAGGUCUGCUCGCCGAAGAUGCGGCUCAGGGACGCGGAAACUCGAGAACGGAUGCUGAGGGUUCUAGGCGGGUUGACCGCGAGGCACCGGCUUGUUGCCAACUGUACUUGCGAGGUUCACAUUCACCUGGGGCGAAUGGAUGGCCGACCUUGGUCAUUAUCGACGCUGAAACGACUUGGGACGCUCCUGUGGGUGGCGGAGCCGACAUUGCGGAGCAUCAGGGACCCCAGAUCGCCGAACUUCGACAACACGUACACCUGGGGUUUCGCGUUGCAGGAGCGCAGCCGGCUCGCAAAGCGCAUGGGAGACUUGACGACAGCACCCAGCGAUGUCGAGGCCAUUUCGGACCAACAGGUCGUCGAAGCGCUUCGGAGACAUGCGACAGAUUCCUCAGCCGAUGUCACCAGCGCUUUUCUUGAAGUAUGGAAGACAUCGUCUCACCUCCAGCUCGGUCGACUGCUCUCGGGUCCGGAGAGGAGGUACCGGAGGCUAGGCUUCAACUUUAGCGCGUUCGGUGAAGAGGAUGAGCGAGCCAGGCGAAAUCCCCGGACCAUGGAGUUCCGAAUGAUGGACGGUUCGGUCGAUACCCGCUUGAUCCUGGGAUGGCUGGCCAUCUGCGGCAUCAUAGCCGAGGCUGCUGUUGUGCGGUCUGAUGGUCGUUUCUCUGCCGCUCUCGACGUAUUGCUGCACAGGUCCGACGAAAAGCAGCCUUCCAUGAGUGAGACGCCGGCUAUGCGGCGGGCAGGAGAGUUUCGGGAGCUGAUGCAGGCUUUGGGCGUUCAGGAGGAGCAUUACCGUGGGUUUGAAGACAAGAUCAGGCGAGAGCAUGUUUGAUUACUAGAGUAUUUGCUUUUGGUGAUUGGUUUUUAGAUUCCGGAGGCUGUGUGGAUUAUUUCAUGCGCGCAGGGACCGAUCUGAAUUUCAAGUAAGGUAGGUACGGUAGUAGCAGCACUGCAGAAUCGGAAGAUGAUGAAAGAGGAGCAGAGACCCUGACGCCCAAGUCUUGAAGAACACCUGCCCUGAUUCCACCAUACUUCGAAAUUGAAUCCCAAGUAAGGUAGGGUUGGUAGGGUAGGACGAGAGCACUUCUUCC
Parathielavia appendiculata is the source of this 2315-nucleotide messenger RNA. RefSeq lists its product as uncharacterized. The record is from RefSeq and is a predicted model, not a curated record. NCBI's taxonomy places the organism in Eukaryota, Fungi, Ascomycota, Sordariomycetes, Sordariales, Chaetomiaceae. The transcript has a single exon. Bases 128 to 2056 code for a protein of 642 amino acids.